Hydatigera taeniaeformis is the source of this 588-nucleotide messenger RNA. NCBI's taxonomy places the organism in Eukaryota, Metazoa, Platyhelminthes, Cestoda, Cyclophyllidea, Taeniidae. The record is from the annotation of a GenBank genome assembly.
AUGGGAGCCUUUUUGGACAAGCCGAAUACCCGAAAAUCUUCCGAUUCGGGGAAGGGCAAUGAUAUUGCCUAUGGCGUCUCCAGCAUGCAAGGAUGGCGAAUGGAAAUGGAGGAUGCCCAUGUGGCCAAAACUUUACUUCCUGGAGAGCUGAAGACGUGGUGUUAUUUCGGCGUCUUUGAUGGUCAUGCCGGCUCCCGUGUCUCGGAGCUGUGUUCCAAGUAUCUUCUUGAUCAUAUCCUCUCCACAUCGAUUUUUAAGGAGUUAAUUGCUUCCACUGAGAAGCACGGUGCUAUUGAAGAAAUUAAGGAGGGCAUCGUUGCCGGGUUUAUGGCCUUCGAUGAGUUCAUCCUCAAGGACAGUCCUCAGGAGAAAUCGGGUUCCACAUCGGUUGUAGCAUUCGUCACACCGACGCACUAUUUCAUUGCCAACUGUGGUGACUCUCGGGGUGUUCUCAUCAAAAGUGGCAAGGUUGCAUUCAGCACUGAGGAUCAUAAACCCAUUAAUCCGAAAGAACACAGACGAAUCACCGACGCUGGUGGUCAUGUUAUCCUCUCUCGAGUCAAUGGCUCCCUUGCUGUUUCACGGUGA